Drosophila virilis is the source of this 3163-nucleotide messenger RNA. It is a transcript of the gene Bsg, whose product is annotated as immunoglobulin domain-containing protein Bsg. The record is from RefSeq and is a predicted model, not a curated record. Gene Ontology annotation, molecular function: cell-cell adhesion mediator activity. Gene Ontology annotation, cellular component: plasma membrane; axon. Lineage: Eukaryota; Metazoa; Arthropoda; Insecta; Diptera; Drosophilidae. Gene Ontology annotation, biological process: axon guidance; homophilic cell-cell adhesion; dendrite self-avoidance.
UAGUUCAGUCUGCUCGCUGAUUUCGUUGCGUUACGUUUACGCUUGCGCUUACGUUGCCGUUCCGUUCUGUUGUGUUCCGUGUCCGUUUUUUUGCCAAUCUUUUGCGACAAGAAAUAAGAACAAAAGCUGGAGCUGGUUAAAUAAAGAGAAAGAUAAGAAUCGUUAGAACAAAACACAAAAAAAAAUAAAAUAAAAUAAAAUAAAUAAUAAAUAACCAACCAAACAACCAACAACAACAACAACAACAUCAACUAAUAUCAAAUUAAUGUUAAGCAUAAUUAAUGAAAACAAAUUCAAAUCGUAUAGAUAAAGCUACACAUAAAUUAAUCUUAAUAAUGAUCUAGUAAGUUAAGCAUAAAGUACAAAACAAAAAUAAAAAUAAAACAAAUAAAGUAAAAUUAAUAAAAAUACAAAUAAAAAAUAAUAAAAAAAAAAACAAGCAACCGAAAAGAAAUAAUUAAUCAAUCAGCAAAUAGUUAAUGCAAAUCUAAUAUGCAAGCAAUUUGAAACGACAACCGCUACAACAACAACAACAACCACAACAACCACAACAACAACAACAACAACAACAACAACUACAACAACAGCAGCAGCAACAACAACAACAACAACACGGAUCAAUACCAAAGAUGGAGGCAAAAUUCUUGGCUAGCGCUCUUUCAUUCCUCUCGAUAUUUUUAGCGGUUCAUGCUCAAUCAUUUGCGAGUGUCAUUGCGAAUGACAGCGACGAGUCGGCAGAGUUUGCACUCGCCACAACGCCGAUUGUUUACUAUGGCGAUGCGAACGUGAAUAUCGGCGAGCCAUUUUCGAUAACCUGUGUCAUACCGAUAACCGAGAAGAUACACUGGCUGAAGAACGGCGAGUCGAUAACACGGCACAAUUUGCGGCACGGCCAUGACGAGCACUCGUACACGCUCUCGGAGAGCGCCAUUGAGGGCGAGAAGCACAAAAUCGAGGCACAUCUAAAGGUGCGGCACGCCCUCAAGGUGCACGAGGGCCGUUAUCAGUGCAACAACAACAACAACAACAACUAUCGCCACAACAGCGGCUAUCAUAUGCUGCACGUGCGCAGCAAGCAGCAGCAGCAGGAGUCGCCCACGGAGAGCGGCUAUCGGACCAUAGACGAGCUGACGCCCAGCUCGCCGGACGAGAUCUUUACGCGCACGUGGCAGGAACAGCAGCAGAUGCCGCAGCUGCCAUCGGCAGCGCUGCCCACGCAUAAGCAGCACAACAAUCAGCAGCAGCAGCAGCAGCAGCAGCUGGGCAAUGCCAGUCUCGGCUAUGGCAGCCAUUUUGGCUUUGGCUAUGAGCCGCCGUUGCCGACGCGUAAAUACAACGAUCUGACCACGCUGCCGUGGCAUGCAACGAGCACGGGCCAGGGCAUCGGCAUGGGCUCCAUUCAUCGCAUUUAUUCGGCCACGCCGCCUGAUUUUCCGCCGCCUCGUCUCACCCUGCUGGAGCAUACGGUGGCGCCACCCGAGCCGCCCACCAUACAGCUAUACAAUCAGACGCUGCCGCAUUAUCGCCAUCCGUCAAUGGACACUGCCACAGCCAACGCCAACGCCGCCGGCGCUGCCUCUGCCACAGUCAGCAGCAGCAGCAGCGGCAGCAGCACAGCGCAUCAUCAUGCGCAUCAGCAUGCACUUAACGCUUAUCAACUGCCGCUGCCACCGCAGCCACAUCAGCCGACUGCGCAGCAGCAGCAUCAUCAAAAUGAAAAAUAUCAGACGUAUGCACCGCAAUUUAUACCGCCAGCGUUGGGUGGUGCCGGUACCGUUACAGCAGCGCCCACCGCGCUGACCACCAGCUACAACAACAACAACAACUUCGGGUUAAUGCAGCAGCAGCCCAAGACGUUCAUGCCUAUUAAAAAGGGGCCAGAUUCCUUGGUGCCAAAUUAUGACCAUGUGGAGCGUCAAAUGAGAUUUUACGAUAUCCGAACGCCGCUUGUGCUCAGCUGCAAUGUGAAAAAUGUGGAGUCCGAUGAUCCACUCAUAUGGAAAAAGGAUGGCGUCAACGUGACGGACGUGCUAAGUCUGAGAGGUCGCUUCAAACUGAUCCAUCCCGAAAGAAAGUUCAUAAUUGACAGAGCGGAACCUCACGACGACGGCCUCUAUACUUGUGAGUUCAAGGGCGUGUCCAGAGAUAUUCACGUGAUCGCUCGCGUGGUCGUACGAGUGCCUUCAAAUACUGGUGUUGUCGAGGGUGAGAAAAUGAUGAUCCCCUGCACAGUUGUCGGUAGCAAUCCCCGAUUGUCAUGGAGCUUUGGCAAUUACACAAAUAUAACAAACAGCACAGAUCGUUAUAUACUAAAAUCGGAUGAUAAUAAAAUUGAGAACGCAAUUUUAAUGAUCGAGAACGUGACCCUGGACGACAGAGGCGAGUUCAAGUGCCACGGACGCAACGAGGCCAAUGAUUAUGGUAAUAGCACCGUUGCCACCGAUUUUACGACCGUUCGUGUUAAGGGCAAAUUCGCCGCCUUGUGGCCUUUCCUGGGCAUUUGCGCCGAGGUCCUGAUUCUCUGCCUGAUCAUUCUCAUCUACGAGAAGCGACGCAACAAGAGCGAGCUGGAGGAGAGUGAUACUGAUCCCCAAGAACAGUAAGUUGCCAACAACAACGACAACGACAACAACAACAACAACAACAACAACAAUACAAGAAAUCAACAACAACAACAACAACAAGCAGUCCACAACAACAAAAACAACAACACCAAAUAAUUGUAACAACAUUUUGAAAUGCAGCUUAAAAUUUACAUUUUAGUUAAUAAAACUGCAAAUUAAAGACGUUUGAAGCUGCAUUCGCAAAUGCGCAACAAACAAACACACACACAACAACACACACACAACACACACACACAAGCGACGUACUUACACACAGACACAGCAGCAGCAGCCACAACAACAAAUUUAGCAAAAUUUUCUUCUUAGUUAACAAUUAAUAUUAUAAAAACAACAACAAAAUAUCAAUGCACAAAUCAUUUGUUGUGUGUGGCGCGCACAACAAAAAGUCCAGCUAAAAAAAAAUAAUCAUUUUUUAUAUAACUUUUCUAUUUUGUCCAUUUUUUUAUUUGUAUUAUAAAUGAAUACAUAUUAAAUAUGAUUUAGUGCACAAUUUAUUUAGACGCUGGCUCAGGUUUUGCGUGCCACAAAAAAAAAAAAAA